Messenger RNA from Penicillium cinerascens, 1305 nucleotides. Its product is annotated as TLC domain-containing protein. NCBI's taxonomy places the organism in Eukaryota, Fungi, Ascomycota, Eurotiomycetes, Eurotiales, Aspergillaceae. Gene Ontology annotation, cellular component: membrane. Bases 1 to 1305 code for a protein of 434 amino acids. The transcript has 3 exons. The record is from RefSeq and is a predicted model, not a curated record. Gene Ontology annotation, molecular function: sphingosine N-acyltransferase activity. Gene Ontology annotation, biological process: ceramide biosynthetic process.
AUGGUUCGCCCGCGCGGAAGGUCGAAUCUGGGCGUGGACAUCCGGGGCGACACCAGCGCCCCCGCGAUGUCCACCAUGAAUGAAGUCAGCCCGAUUGAGCCUUCCUCCCCCGACCUGAGUAAGCAAUUCGACAAGCAGGCCAAGACACAUUCCAAGAAGCGCCGCAGUCGCUCGCUCCUCCACCGGUUCGCCGAUACAUGCCUCCGCUACACUUGGCUCCUCCCGCUGCUCAUUUUGACCUUCCUGCUGUCGCUGUAUGCUGUCAAUCCGACUCCUUCGAACCCCAUGCACAGUGCCAUCUUCCUGUCCUACCCGCAGCCGCCCAAGACCCCCGGCGGUCCCAUCAUGUACGGAAAGGGCAAGAAAGACAUCGCCUUCGUCGCCUUCUACACGGUGGUUCUGUCCUUCACGCGCGAGUUCAUCAUGCAGCAGAUCAUCCGCCCGUUCGCGGUGUACUGCGGAAUCCGCGGCAAGGGCAAGACAGCGCGAUUCAUGGAGCAGGUGUACACAGCCAUCUACUUUGGCAUUUUUGGACCCUUCGGCCUGUACGUUAUGAAGCGCUCCGAUAUCUGGUACUUCAACACCACUGCCAUGUUCGAGGGUUUCCCGCACCGCGAGCACGAGGGCCUCUUUAAGGCAUACUAUCUGCUCGAGGCUAGCUACUGGGCCCAACAGGCCAUUGUGCUUCUGCUGCAGCUGGAAAAGCCGCGCAAGGAUUUCAAGGAAUUGGUCGGACACCACAUUAUCACACUGGCGCUGAUUGCGCUGAGCUACCGAUUCCACUUUACCUACAUGGGUCUUGCGGUGUAUAUCACGCACGAUGUUUCGGAUUUCUUCCUGGCGACCUCCAAGACACUCAACUACAUCGAUGCAUGGAUCACCAUCCCCUACUUCGGCACGUUUGUCGGCAUGUGGAUUUACCUCCGCCAUGUUCUAAACCUGAAGAUCCUGUGGGCCGUUUUGACCGAGUUCCGCACUGUUGGGCCCUUCGAGCUGAACUGGGAGACCCAGCAAUACAAGUGCUGGAUUAGUCAGUACAUUACUUUUGCUCUGCUGGCCAGUCUGCAGGCCGUCAAUCUCUUCUGGCUGUUCCUGAUCCUGCGCAUUCUCGCCAACUACAUCUUCAACAGCGUUACCAAGGAUGAGCGCAGUGAAGACGAAGACGAGGAAGAGGAAGUCGAGGCCACCAAGGCUACUGCCACCGGUAUCGAGUCCAAGGAGAACCAGGCUCCCCAGGUCCUCAUCAAUGGCCAACCCGUCACCGAGCAGUCCGGUCCGCGCACACGCAGCAAGAAGGACACAUAA